This is a messenger RNA of Papaver somniferum (opium poppy), 1993 nucleotides long. RefSeq names its product probable serine/threonine-protein kinase At1g54610. The record is from RefSeq and is a predicted model, not a curated record. Gene Ontology annotation, cellular component: cyclin-dependent protein kinase holoenzyme complex; nucleus. The coding region runs from base 12 to 1772 and encodes 586 amino acids. The transcript is spliced from 10 exons. Gene Ontology annotation, biological process: protein phosphorylation; positive regulation of transcription elongation by RNA polymerase II. Gene Ontology annotation, molecular function: RNA polymerase II CTD heptapeptide repeat kinase activity; cyclin-dependent protein serine/threonine kinase activity; ATP binding. NCBI's taxonomy places the organism in Eukaryota, Viridiplantae, Streptophyta, Magnoliopsida, Ranunculales, Papaveraceae.
UUUUGUUGUAAAUGAGGUGGAAGAAUUCUAUCUCCUGCACUGUUUACUUUGCUUACAAGAUGGACAUGGAGUUUCAUAAAUUCCGAUUGACAUUGAAGAACGAUGAAAAUAAUUGGUGCACAUCAGGACAUGGUACAAAGCACUUGUCACCUUGGAUAUGCAGUUUCCCAUGUCCACCACCUUGUGGAGUUACAAAUAUUUUGAAUAUGAGAACCGUGGAGAAUUUGAAGAGUCUGUUUCAUAUCAUCAAAGGAAGGCAAAAAGGAACUCAAGGGAGGUGGAGGAUGACUAAUACAAUAUAUUUCACAAGCCUUCGGUAUGACGAUCAGGUCGAACAAGGAACGGAAGUUUUUGCUGAUCGUGAUAGUGAAAACAGUGGGGAGGAACAAUCUGGAGCUGAUUUGGCAGUGUGUACUGGAAAUAUUUAUAAUGGAUUGUUGGAAAAGGUGUCUAUCCGACCUGCUAUCAAAAUUAACUGUUUUUGUUCUCACUCUGACGAUGAAAAAGAGGAUCUUCAGAAGAGGGAUACAUUACAUGUUCCUUCUACGAUUACUGUUGUUAGUGAAAACUCACCUGCUUCCGAACCCGGAUGGCCAGUUUGGCUCUCAUCUGUUGCUUGUGAUGUGACUGAAGGUUGGGAUCCACUACAAGCAGAUAAUUUCGAGAAGCUCGACAAGAUUGGGGAUGGACUUCGAAGCACUGUAUACAAAGCUAAAGACCUGUUGACGGGAAAUUUUGUCGCAAUAAAGAAGGUUCGAUGUGAUUUUAUGGAUCCUGCCAGUGUGAUGUGUAUGGCCAAGGAGAUUCUUGUCUUGCGCAAAUUGGAUCAUCCUAAUGUUAUGAAAUUGGAAGGUUUGAUUACUUCGAAGAUGUCUCCGUCUUUGUACCUUGUGUUUGAAUACAUGGAACAUGAUUUGGCUAGUCUAUCUGCAAUUGGAAUCUGCUUUUCCGAGGAUCAAGUAAAGUCUCACAUGUAUCAACUGUUGUCAGGGCUUGACUACUGCCACCACCAUGGUGUGGUUCACUGUAACAUUAAUGGGUCGCACCUCCUCAUCAACAAUAAUAGUUCCAUGCUUAAGAUUGCUGGUUUCGGAUCAGCCUCAACCUUGUUAUUUGAUCAGAAAUCCAUGACUAUUCCGCCUGGCAGAUUAGUGUAUAAAGCGCCAGAGAUUUUUUAUGGGGGAAAUUAUGGUAUAGGUGUAGACUUAUGGAGUGCAGGUUGCCUAUUAUCUGCAUUUAUGUGCGAUAAGCCUGUUAUGGCUGCACAAACAGAGAUGGAGCAACGGCUUAUGAUUUUCAAGAUAUGUGGAAUCACUUCUGAAGAAGACUGGAGAAGGAAACUUGUAAGAUACAAAAACAGCAUGAAAGAGACAUUCAAAGAAUUCCCACGAAUCACACCAUCAUUACUAGCGCUACUUGAAACUCUGCUUGCUACUGACCCAGCUGAACGUGAAACUGCCAAUGCUGCCUUGAUGAGCGAAUUCUUCACCACAGGACCAUAUCUUUGCCAUGGUUCAAGCUUUCCUAAGUACCCUCCUAAAGAAGAGUUGGUUGAUCUGAAAAAGAAGAAAGUCAGGAGGCUUCAGCAUUCUGUUCGAAGUUCCAGCUGUGAUAGUGUGAGAAAAACACGUGCGUAUGAUCGAUCUAUAAGGUCAGACCGUCGCAAGUUUACAUCUUCAUCUGAGUUCCUUCCUCCAAAUCCACUGACUCCAACUGCGGGUGUACCAGUUAAAUGUGCCAGGAGGGGUGUGAAUUACAUUGAUGGUUCCUAAAAAGUAUAUCAUGUCUUCCAAGUAAGUCCACGGAACGCAAAAAAAAACGUCACAUUUCUUUUCAACGUCUCUGUUUAUGGUUGUGUGUGCCCGCGCAAGCAUGCACACACGUGACUAGAUGAAAUAAAAAGAUAAAACUUCCAUUGUAAAUAACAAGCAGACACUUGAGUAGAAUUUUCAAAGUUUCCAUUAUAGAUAUUUACUCGGUUCUUUUGAAUUCA